UGUGCACAAUAAUCGUAAUAAUUACAAUAACAUCAACAACACAAAAUGGAUAUAUUAAAAGCGGAAAUUGCGCGCAAGCGUAAAUUACUUGAGGAGAAGCAACUGAUUGACGAAAAGAAAAAGUAUUUUCGCCGCGGCGAACUCAGUGCAAAGGACACCGAAGAAGUGCUACAAAAAGUGGGCUACAAAAAACAGGAAUUGAUUGUUUCGCCCCGAGCUGAGGGCGCCUACAGUUUUGUGGCCGAUGGCCAAAAUAUACUGCCACGCCUGGAGGUCAUACGUCGCCUGCGGGAGCGUGGCGAGCCUGUCCUGCUCUUUGGUGAGACAGAGCCGGAGGCAUUUGAUAGAUUGCGCAUCUGUGAGAUCUCACAACCGGAGGCGAAUCGUGGAUUCCGCAAUGAUUUCCAGGAGGCAAUGGAACAAGUGGAUGCCGCGUAUCUGCAAGAGAUGUUUGCGAACACACCCACAGCGAAGGAAGAUAAGAAAUCUGAUUUUGCCGAACUGGACGAGACAAUCUCAUGGGAAAGCAUACAGACAAUGGCCCAGAAGAUGGGUCGCAACAAGGAUUACGAUAUGGAUGUGAUAAUAACACUGCUCACAUUUCUCUUGAAGCUGUGGAACGCACAGAUUGCCAGCUACACCAAGCACGAGAAAAUGUCGACCAAGGUGAAAAUGGCUCGCGUCAUUUACACCCAGACCAAGGAGUAUGUGAAGCCAUUGUUUCGCAAACUGAAGCACCAUACGCUGCCCGAGGAUAUUUUGGACAGCUUGCGGGAUAUAUGCAAGCAUCUGCUCAAUCGCAACUACAUCUCAGCGAGUGAUGCCUACUUAGAAAUGGCCAUUGGCAACGCUCCGUGGCCCAUUGGCGUGACCAUGGUGGGCAUUCACGCGAGAACUGGUCGCGAGAAGAUCUUCUCCAAGAAUGUGGCUCAUGUGAUGAACGAUGAAACACAACGCAAAUAUAUUCAGGGCCUGAAGCGUUUGAUGACCAAAUGCCAGGAAUACUUUCCCACCGAUCCAUCCAAGUGUGUUGAGUAUGUCAGCAAGAAGGAUCGUGAAUAAAUAUAAAUAAUAUUAUCAUUGAAUAUGGUAUAUUUUAA
This is a messenger RNA of Drosophila grimshawi, 1100 nucleotides long. RefSeq names its product pre-mRNA-splicing factor 18 (gene Prp18). Gene Ontology annotation, biological process: RNA splicing; generation of catalytic spliceosome for second transesterification step. Gene Ontology annotation, cellular component: U2-type post-spliceosomal complex; U4/U6 x U5 tri-snRNP complex; U5 snRNP. The transcript has a single exon. NCBI's taxonomy places the organism in Eukaryota, Metazoa, Arthropoda, Insecta, Diptera, Drosophilidae. The record is from RefSeq and is a predicted model, not a curated record. Bases 46 to 1062 code for a protein of 338 amino acids.